Nymphaea colorata (pocket water lily) is the source of this 2577-nucleotide messenger RNA. RefSeq names its product ABC transporter G family member 16-like. The coding region runs from base 67 to 2325 and encodes 752 amino acids. The transcript has a single exon. The record is from RefSeq and is a predicted model, not a curated record. Gene Ontology annotation, cellular component: membrane. Gene Ontology annotation, molecular function: ABC-type transporter activity; ATP hydrolysis activity; ATP binding. NCBI's taxonomy places the organism in Eukaryota, Viridiplantae, Streptophyta, Magnoliopsida, Nymphaeales, Nymphaeaceae.
UUCAAGCUGCCGUAGUCCACGGAGUCGGUCUUCCCACCACCCAGAAAGAACCACCGUGACUAUCAGAUGCUGCUUCACAGCACUCCACCCUCCUACGGCAGGAGCCCGUCGGUCUCCGACCACCGUUCCGGCGAGGAUAGUCACCGCCGGAAUGGCUCCCUCCGUCGCGGCAGCCGGACUCUGGGGGAGCUCCUGCAGUUCGUCGUCGGGGACCCUCGGUCCCGCGACGCGCCGGACUGUACUCCCGACCAUGCGUUGUUGGAAUUGCAGGCCAUGAGCCCGCCGCGCGACUCGUCGCUACCCUUCGUCCUGAGCUUCACCAACCUCACAUACAGCGUCCGGACCCGCCGGACGAUGCCGAUCCCUGGGUCGUUCGCCCGCCGGAGGGCCGCCGCGCUGUCGAGGACGGACUCCAGCGAGAACAUCGGCAAGUUUUCUGAGACGAAGACGCUGCUGAACCGGAUUUCGGGGGAGGCGAGGGAUGGCGAGAUACUGGCUGUGCUGGGGGCGAGCGGGUCGGGGAAGUCGACGCUGAUCGACGCGCUGGCGAGCCGAAUCGCGAAGGGGAGCCUGAAGGGGACGGUGACUCUCAACGGCGAGCCGCUCGACGGGCGGUUGAUGAAGUCCAUCUCCGCGUACGUCAUGCAGGACGACCUCCUCUUCCCGAUGCUCACCGUGGAGGAGACCCUCUCGUUCGCUGCCGAAUUCCGGCUGCCGCGCACCCUUACCAAGGCUCAGAAGCUGGAGCGAGUCCAGACCUUGAUCGAACAGCUGGGUCUGCGGCACGCGGCAAAGACCAUCAUAGGCGACGAGGGCCACCGCGGCGUCUCCGGCGGGGAGAGGCGGCGCGUCUCCAUCGGCAUCGACAUCAUCCAUGAUCCCAUCAUCUUGUUUCUCGACGAGCCCACCUCAGGACUCGAUUCAACCAGCGCUUUCCUAGUCGUCAGGGUGCUCCAGAGGAUCGCCCGCACUGGCAGCGUCGUCAUCAUGUCCGUCCACCAGCCGAGCUCCCGAAUCGUGAGCCUCCUCGACCGCACCAUCUUCCUGUCUCGCGGCCACAUGGUGUACAGCGGCCCGCCGUCGGGCAUCCCGGCCUUCUUCUCCGAGUUCGGCCACCCGCCUCCGGAGAACGAGAACCACACGGAGUUCGCACUCGACCUCAUACGCGAGCUGGAGGUGACGCCUGGAGGAAUCAAGCGCCUCUCGGACUUUCACUCCUCGUGGACGACCGCCCGACCUUCCAGGUCGUCCGUCCCCAACGGGCCGAGCCUGACGCUCAGGGAGGCCAUCGGAGAGAGCAUCAAACGAGGGAAGCUCGUGCCGGGCCGCGCUGCGUCCGGCGGAGAGCUGGCGACCCUACCGGGAACGGACUCCGUACCGGCGUUCGCCAACCCGAUGUGGAAGGAGACGGCGAUCUUGUCGAAGCGGUCGAUGAAGAACGCGUGGCGCAUGCCGGAGCUGUUCCUGGUGCGCCUGGGGGCGGUCACGGUGACGGGGUUCAUUCUGGCGACCGUGUUCUGGCGCCUGGACACGACCCCCAAGGCGCUGCAGGAGCGGCUCGGCUUCUUCGCCUUCGCCAUGUCCACCAUGUUCUACACCUGCGCCGAGGCGCUCCCGGCGUUCCUCCAGGAGCGGUACGUCUUCAUGCGGGAGACCGCCUACAACGCCUACCGCCGCUCCUCCUACGUCCUCUCCCACUCCCUGGUCUCCAUACCGGCGCUGCUGCUGCUGUCCAUCGCGUUCGCGGCCAUCACCUUUUGGGCCGUGGGCCUCGCCGGGGGCACCGAGGCGUUCCUCUACUUCCUAGCCGUCACCUUCGCAUCCUUCUGGGCCGGCAGCGGCUUCGUCACCUUCCUUUCCGGCGUGCUCGCCCACGAGAUGCUGGGCUACACUGUGGUCGUCUCCUGCCUGGCCUACUUCGUGCUGUUCAGCGGCCUGUUCAUCUCCCGGAACCGCAUCCCCGCCUACUGGAUAUGGUUCCACUACCUGUCGCUGGUGAAGUACCCGUUCGAGGGGGUGAUGCAGAACGAGUUCGACGACCCCGGGCGGUGCUUCACGACGGGGAUGCAGAUGUUCGACAACACGCCGCUCAAGGGGCUGAGCACGGAGACGAAGACCGCGUUCCUGAACGCGCUGAGCGGCUCUCUCGGCGUGAACGUCACGGCGAAGACGUGCGUGACGACGGGGCUGGACGUGCUCAAGGCGCAGGGGAUCACGCAGCUGAGCAAGUGGGAGUGCCUGUGGGCGACCCUCGCCUGGGGCUUCCUCUUCAGGGCCUUGUUCUACGUCGCCUUGAUGUUCGGCAGCAAGAACAAGCGGCGGUAAGAGUCACCGCCCUCAGGCGGCCGUGCCGCCGGGAAGCCUAGCCGGCGCUGGUUUUUUCUUUUUUCUUCUUUUUUUUUUCAAAAAAAAAAAGUUACAGUUGAUGGAUGUUGUGUUGAAUACCUUUAUGUACUAUGGAACUACCAUGGUGUAUAGCUGCUAAUCUGUAUUUUUUUCAUCUGUUUCUAUCUUUGGUUAAAUGAGAUGUUGGAUAAAGGGAGGUCGAUUAUAUAUCGACGUCCUUGUCGAAUCUUA